AUGGUCUCCCCCGCAAGACCCCUCACCAGCUCCAGUGCGCGGUGCAAAGCACCUGACUCAAUUGACGACAAUGCUACCGCUAUUGCUGAACCCCUGUCUCCGCCACCACCGAUCCCAUCUCCCUGCUCUCCCUCCCUUCCGCCUUCUCGGGGCUCUAGUCUACGAAUCGAAUCGCAGAAUGGAGACUCCAAGGAGCCAUCAGUUCCCUCUCCAGAGCCCCCUUCGUCGUCUAUCAAGCCAAUUCAUCGUGUGGAGUACGAGGGCAGGAAGGAUUCUGGUCUAGCUCCAUCAAGGAGAGAUAGUAGAACAACUCUAGCUUCAGACGAACUCUCUGCCCCGAGCCUAAAAUCACCUCCCAGUAUCCCAAGCAUCAUAAUCGAUGAAAAACACGCCCGUCCGAGUUCACGACGAUCAGAGCGGAAAUGGAGCCCCCUCAAAAAACGGAAACCUGAUCCUCUUCCGGCUGUCCCACCCCUUCCACCCCUCGAGCCCGUGCCGUUUCGUGGAAUUACGCUGGAUAUCCCAACUGGUUCCUUUGGAGACCUGACUACAGAUUCCUUAGAAUCAAUUGCUGAAAGCCCAAAUAAUAAUACCGAAAAUCCUUCUGGAGCAGAGGUUGACGGGAGUCAGUCGAAGGAAAAUCAGGAUAGCAAAGCGAGUCCCACGAGCGGUGGAGGAAAUAAUAGCAACACUACACUAGGCGUUCACGGCAAAGUCAGGACCGCUACGUCUCUAAGUUCGAGGCAUGUCACAUCAAACAAUUCUCUACGUCCUCGUCCAGUCAGCUCUGCAGCUCGAGCAUUGUCGGUCGAUGAGGAAGUACUAUCACAAAAGGUGCGGCUGAUGUAUGAGAUAGGAGAUGACGAUGUCGACGAUGCAAAGGUUAAUGAACUGUUAGGCUUGGAUAAUGAGGAGGCUAUACUACAUGAGCCAUGCGCUCUUCCAGCCUCAGGUGACGGCGGUGAAAAAGAACGAGCAAAAUCACCUACUCCCUCAGUUUCCGGGCGGGGUUCGAGAAGAGGAAGUUUUAUCACAAGAGAGCCAUUUGAGCUUGCUGGCGGGUUAGAGGACUGGGAAAAUAUUCAAGUUGGCGACGUUGACCGAUAUGGUUUCAUCAUUCCCCGACAAAAGGGCGAGGAUACUCCAGACGCACCCCCUCCGGUUCUUCAACGAGUCUCAACGAGCUUACUGCUCGCAUCCACAACUCCGCGCCGGAAGCGUACGCUGCGGAGGGAACCUUCUGCUGCGCCUAGCUCCCGGUCCUUUGCCGGCCGGUCUCCGCCUAGGAAAUCGACAGAGCAAUCCCGCCCCACAUCUUCCCAGAGCUCCUAUCAAAUAAGCAUUCACAGAUCAUCCUCGAGAAUGCGAUAUGCGGCAAACAGGCUACCACAUAACAAAAAUCGCAAAUUCGUUGAUGAAGCUAGUGACAUGUUAACUCUCCCAGGUCAAAUUGUCGAGGAUGAUAACAGCCCACAUGCCCUUGCAAUGAAGAAAAAGGAAUGGGAGAGAGAAGAUAAGUGGAGAAAGAUGGCCAAGGUCGUGUCUAAGCCUCAGGACGGUGCUGGUAUGACAUUCGAAUUCGACGUAAAGAGCUCAAAACUUAUCGAACGGACUUGGAAAGGAAUACCCGACAGGUGGCGAUCAACUGCCUGGUAUGCGUUUCUAAAUGCCAGUGCGAAGAAACAGAAGGAUAGCCCAACAGAUACAGAGCUCAUCCGGACGUUCAAUGAGCUCCAAGAGCUGGGCUCCCCCGACGACGUGCAGAUUGAUAUUGAUGUUCCACGGACGAUUAGUAGCCAUAUUAUGUUCCGUCGUCGCUAUCGAGGGGGCCAGAGGCUUCUCUUCCGCGUCCUUCAUGCGAUGUCCCUCUACUUCCCAGACACGGGGUACGUUCAGGGAAUGGCUGCGCUUGCCGCAACUCUUCUUGCCUAUUACGAUGAAGAGCAUACCUUUGUUAUGCUCGUGAGGCUAUGGCAACUUAGGGGUUUAGAUCGUCUCUAUCGAUCGGGAUUUUCGGGAUUGAUGGAAGCACUUGGUAAUUUUGAGAAGGAAUGGCUUGAAGGGGGUGAAGUUGCUGAGAAACUGACCGAACUUGGAAUUCCCCCAACGGCGUACGGCACCCGAUGGUACCUGACCCUAUUCAACUACUCAAUCCCUUUCCCUGCGCAGCUCCGCGUCUGGGACGUUUUCAUGCUCUUAGGAGACUCAGAGGAACCGAUAUCCACAUCCGCCUCCGCAACCAGAUCCCCAACAAGCUCCCGUAUUGGCACUGGCACUGUAAAUGGGAACGCUGAACCAAACCCACUAGCAUCGUCAUCGGAGCUACCGACGCAACCUCUCGCUAGCCCCUUCGGGAAAAGCCUCGAUGUCCUUCAUGCCACCUCUGCUGCCCUUAUCGAUGGGAUGCGCGAUAUCAUCCUAGAAUCCGAUUUCGAGAACGCCAUGAAGGUGCUUACGAGCUGGAUUCCCAUUAAAGAUGUGGAGGUCUUCAUGCGCGUUGCGAGGGCCGAGUAUAAGGUUCAUCGUCGGAAGAAGGGUUGA
This is a messenger RNA of Histoplasma capsulatum G186AR, 2541 nucleotides long. RefSeq names its product GTPase activating protein. Bases 1 to 2541 code for a protein of 846 amino acids. The record is from RefSeq and is a predicted model, not a curated record. The transcript is spliced from 2 exons. NCBI's taxonomy places the organism in Eukaryota, Fungi, Ascomycota, Eurotiomycetes, Onygenales, Ajellomycetaceae.